ACUUCCACCUUAGUAGUGUGCCUGUAACUGCGUUGAUGACAAUCUGCGCAUGCGCCUCAACUCCUCGACUUGCCGUAGAAAGCAAAGGUUCUCCGGACGAAAAUGUCAUACAUAAAACUGAUGUCGCUGUGCGCCGCGGCUCCGGGCCUGGUUGCGAUUGCUUCCUGCGAGACUGCAAAAAAGAACACACAGCCGGCACUGCGUAUUGACGAGCUGCCGUCUUUGUACACCAGACCCCAGGAGGAUUGGCGGCGUGUGGAGACAGAGGAGGCAGCGUUGCCGGGCCCUUUGGAGCAGAGCAUGGCAUCACUGAGGAAAUGGGCACAGCCGUACGCAGACCAGUGUCAGGAAGCAGGUCGGACCACAGCAGGCAAAGCUGAGGAAGUGUACAGAAUGGUGGAGCCCACCAUUGACGCCAUCGUCACAACAGUCACGGACGCCUAUGAGUUCCUCAGUGCUCCUCCCCCAGACCUCUACCCCAGCGCGGCAGCAGUGGGCUUCUCAGGCUUGCUGGGUCUCUACUUGGCCAAAGGGUCAAAGGUGAAGCGUGUGGCGUUUCCAGUGGGCCUCAUGGCCUUGACAGCCUCCAUGUUUUACCCUCAGCAGGCGGCCUCACUUUUCAAGGUGAGCAGAGACUCCGCGUACUUGUGGGUUCAGCAAGGUCGCGUCGCCGUGGAGGCGCUUUGGAAAGAUCCGCCUUUUGGCAAAAAGAAGCUUGACAAGACAGAACGGCGGGACAGCGGCCACAGCAGCUGAAGCUGGAGAAGAAACGCACGUACGCGCUUUUGACCGAUUAUCUUCACGCUAAAUGCAAGGUCUCUCGACAAAAAGCUUAUUGUGUGUAGCUGACUCCUGGAGUUGGCUGUGCAAAUAACAUACUUGACACCUUCUUUCUAUCACAAUACUGAUAUUUCUAGUUAGGACUCUGAACAAGUUGUUCUUUUAUGGCUUUGAAUAUUCUUUUGUGUGGUUUGGCUGUCAAUGACACGCACAACCACACACACUCUGCCUGAUCCUUUCUUCUCACGCAUCAUCUUCCUCCUUAUGAGAGUCAGGCGCUCUUUACAUUCUACAGCAGCACACCUCAGUGGUAAAUGGUAUGGAUGUAAACAUAUACUAGACUUAUUGAAUAAAGAACACUAUGUGAUCAAA
Doryrhamphus excisus (bluestripe pipefish) is the source of this 1152-nucleotide messenger RNA. The record is from RefSeq and is a predicted model, not a curated record. Lineage: Eukaryota; Metazoa; Chordata; Actinopteri; Syngnathiformes; Syngnathidae.